AUGGAAGAGUUCCCGUCGACUUACCGGCCAUACGGGAACGACCAGAAGUUCGAGACGUCGAAGGGCAACUUCAACGGUGUGAAUCAGGUAAACGUAAAUCGGCCUUGGUCGCUCGAUCCGCCUCCGUUUCCACCACCACCGCGCACCGCUACCAAGGUCAGUAAAGCUUCGUCGGCCGCGAAAUCAUGGAGCUUUAACGAUGCUGAGUUGAAGAGGCGAAAGCGAGUGGCAAAAUAUAAGGCCUACGCUGUCGAGGGGAAACUCAAGGCUUCUUUUAGGAAAGGACUCCGUUGGAUCAAGAAUAAAUGCUCUGAGAUCGUCCAUGGCUGA
Nelumbo nucifera (sacred lotus) is the source of this 330-nucleotide messenger RNA. RefSeq lists its product as uncharacterized. NCBI's taxonomy places the organism in Eukaryota, Viridiplantae, Streptophyta, Magnoliopsida, Proteales, Nelumbonaceae. The record is from RefSeq and is a predicted model, not a curated record.